This is a messenger RNA of Sordaria macrospora k-hell, 579 nucleotides long. RefSeq lists its product as uncharacterized. Lineage: Eukaryota; Fungi; Ascomycota; Sordariomycetes; Sordariales; Sordariaceae. Gene Ontology annotation, molecular function: nucleoside triphosphate diphosphatase activity. Gene Ontology annotation, cellular component: cytoplasm. The record is from RefSeq and is a predicted model, not a curated record. Gene Ontology annotation, biological process: nucleoside triphosphate catabolic process.
AUGUCCGCCGCCCCUACCCAAGUCCGCCACCUCGUCAACUUCAUCACCGGCAACGCCAACAAGCUCGGCGAAGUCAAGGCGAUCCUCGAGCCGGCCAUCCAGGUCGAGAACCAGGCGCUUGAUCUGCUUGAGAUUCAGGGAACUUUGGAGGAGGUCACGCUUGAUAAGUGCCGGAGGGCUGCUGAUUUGGUCCAAGGCCCCGUCCUCGUCGAAGAUACCUGCCUCUGCUUCAAUGCCUUGAAGGGUCUUCCCGGUCCUUAUAUCAAAUGGUUCAUGAAGGAUCUCGGCCAUGAAGGCCUCAACAAUCUCCUGGCCGCCUACGAGGACAAGUCGGCCAAGGCCGUCUGCACUUUCGGCUACUCUGCCGGACCCGGCCACGAGCCCAUUCUCUUCCAGGGCAUCACCGACGGCAAGAUCGUUCCUGCGAGGGGUCCUCCUCACUUUGGUUGGGACGCCAUCUUCGAAUACGAAGGCCAGACAUACGCCGAGAUGGACAAGACGGAAAAGAACAAGAUUUCUCACCGUGCCAAGGCUCUUGCUAAGUUGCAGGAGUGGUUCGCGAAGGAGAUGACCGCUUGA